Mangifera indica (mango) is the source of this 3000-nucleotide messenger RNA. RefSeq names its product BTB/POZ domain and ankyrin repeat-containing protein NPR1-like. NCBI's taxonomy places the organism in Eukaryota, Viridiplantae, Streptophyta, Magnoliopsida, Sapindales, Anacardiaceae. Gene Ontology annotation, biological process: regulation of jasmonic acid mediated signaling pathway; systemic acquired resistance, salicylic acid mediated signaling pathway; regulation of salicylic acid mediated signaling pathway. Gene Ontology annotation, cellular component: nucleus. The record is from RefSeq and is a predicted model, not a curated record. The transcript is spliced from 4 exons. Gene Ontology annotation, molecular function: protein binding. Bases 881 to 2632 code for a protein of 583 amino acids.
AAGGAAACUCUCUGAUUCAUCAUUGGCACAGUGACGCCAUUGUUGACAUCACAAGAACCCAUCUACGUUUGCUGACACCAUCUUUAGCGUCAUUUAAACGACUUCAUCAUCUGCUAACGACUCUCUCUCUCUCUGUCUAUCUUUCUUUACUGUUCACUUUGAUAGCGUCUAAUGAAAUUUCCUCUUCACUAUUUCUUCACUUCUCUUCUACACGUUUUAUUUCUGUUACUUCAACCGACGUCAUCCAUCUCUUUUACCUUUCCUUUGGUUUGCCAUUUUUGUUCCUGGAAAUUACCCAUUUGCUCUUACCCUCUUGUUUUCUCAUCCACGUCAUCAAAUCAACUUAUCCAAUUCGAUUUCUGUGAGUUUUUGGGUUAAGUUGUUAGGUCGAUCUGAUUUUUGAUUUGGGGUUUCAUUUGGCCGUAAAGUUUGUUUAAAAAAAAAAAAACAAAUUUGAUGGUUUAUUUUUUCUGGGUUUUUUCUUAUAUUUGAUUGGUUUGGUAAGUAGUUGAAGGCUUGUUAUUCUUUCGUAAAAAUGACGCUGCUAAUGAAUUGUUGAUUUUUUUUUUUUUGGUAUUUGAUACUAAUUUUACAAAUAUAGAGUUUGUGUAUAGUGUUAGUAUCAAUUAUGUAUAGGUAUUUUGCGUUAGUUUCAAAUGGUAGAUUUUUCAUUUCUUGAUAAAUUUGAUCAACCCCAGUUCAUAUAUUUCUAGUAUUUAGAUUCUGCGGUAUAAAUAAUUAGUGUUAUAUUUAUACAUAGGUUUUUGCUAUAUUUUUUUUGGUAGUGGUGGUUUAGGUAUCUUUUCGCUGUAGGAAACCAUGAAUCAUAUUUUCCUCAGGCUUGAUAAUUCUUAAUAUAGUAUUCUUUUAUAUCCAGUUAAUGGCUAAUUCAGCUGAACCAUCAUCUUGUUUGAGCUUAACUUCAUCUUCUCAUCAAUCAAAUGGCUCAAUUAGUCACAGCAUAGCCUCCUCCUCUGCCUCUGAGGCGGCAGGUCUUAGUCUUGAAGUGUUAAGUCUAAGCAAGCUUAGUUCUAGUUUGGAGCAACUGUUGGUUGAUUCCACUUGUGAUUAUAGUGAUGCUGAGAUAGUUGUUGAGGGUACUGCUGUUGGUGUUCAUCGAUGCAUUUUGGCUGCUAGGAGUAAGUUUUUUCAUGAACUAUUUAGAAGUGAAAAGGGGACUUCUGAUAAAGAAGGAAAACCAAAAUAUGUCAUGACUGAGUUGUUGCCUGUUGGCAAAGUUGGAUAUGAAGCCUUCUUAAUCUUUUUGAGCUAUGUAUAUACCGCGAAGUUGAAACCUUUUCCCAUGGAGGUGUCAACCUGUGUUGACGACGGAUGUGCUCAUGAUGCAUGUAGACCUGCUAUUAAUUUUGCUGUGGAGUUGAUGUAUGCCUCAUUUAUGUUUCAAAUACCGGAGCUGACUUCACUUUUCCAGCGACAUCUUCUAAACUUCGUUGGGAAAGCUCUUGUGGAAGAUGUUAUUCCAAUCCUUGUUGUUGCCUUCCAUUGUCAAUCAAGUCAGCUUAUUUCUCAGUGUGUCGAGAGAGUAGCACAUUCAGAUCUUGAAAAUAUCUGCAUUGAGAAAGAGCUUCCACAUGAAGUUGCAGACAACAUUACGAUGCUCCGUCUUAAGUCUUCUACUGAUGACGAAACUAAUGUGGAAGCUGUGGACCCAUCGCACGAAAAGAGAAUCAGGAGAAUCCAUAAGGCACUAGACUCAGAUGAUGUUGAACUCGUUAAACUUCUGUUGUCUGAGUCUGAUAUAACCUUAGAUGAAGCCAAUGCACUCCAUUAUGCUGCAGCAUACUGUGAUGCUAAGGUUUUAUCUGAGAUUCUUAGCCUUGGUCUGGCUGAUGUCAACCUCCGAAAUUCUCGUGGAUACACAGUUCUUCACAUUGGUGCAAUGCGAAAGGAGCCUUCAGUGAUAGUGUCACUCCUGACAAAAGGAGCAUGUGCAUCAGAUUUGACAUUGGAUGGGCGGAGUGCUGAUACCAUCUGUCGGAGGUUGACUAGACCAAAAGAUUAUCAUGCAAAAACGGAGCAGGGUCAGGAAGCAAAUAAGGAUCGGAUAUGUGUUGAUAUUCUAGAGAGAGAAAUGAGAAGGAAUCCAAUGGCUGUGGAUGCAUCUAUCACUUCCAACGCAUCUGCUGAUGAUCUGCACAUGAAACUGCUGUACCUAGAAAAUAGAGUUGCAUUUGCACGAUUAUUAUUCCCUACCGAAGCCAAGCUAGCAAUGGACAUUGCACAUACUGAGUCAACAUCUGAGUUUGCUGGUCUCUCUGCAUCAAAAGGUUCAAGUGGAAACUUUGGGGAGGUUGACUUAAAUGAGACGCCUAUAAUGCAGAACAAACGAUUUCGUUCUAGGAUGGAAGCCCUUAUAAAAACAGUGGCAACGGGACGGCGAUAUUUCCCUCAUUGCUCAGAAGUCUUGGAUAAAUUCAUGGAUGAUGACCUUCCUGAUUUAUUUUAUCUUGAGAGGGGCACCCAACAUGAGCAGAAAAUCAAGAGAAGGCGCUUCAUGGAACUUAAAGAGGAUGUUCAGAAGGCAUUUAACAAGGACAAGGCCGAGCGAUCCGGGUUGUCUUCCUCAUCAUCAAAGAAAGACAGUAUAAAUUACCAGCUCAGAAAAUUAUGAUGCCCUGUAAAAUUUAUCGUUAAUAAUGGGGGAAAACUCUUUUCUGUAUACAACACCCCAGUUGAGAUUUAAGCCAGCGAAAUGAUCUUAUACUUAUGACAGCUUAUCAGAAAAUCAUCUUCAGUUUAUUGUGAGGAGACAUUCAUAUAGGAAAACUGCUACUGGGUUUAUUUACAUGAAUUUUUGCAGAAGUUUGUUCUUGGUAGAAGUUAGAUUAGGGAAGAUAAUCCUAGAACAUGGACAAGGUGUUUUGUUAAUGUUGUUGAAAAUUUGACAGCAUGUUGGAAGAUUAAUCAUAUAUUUGUAAAUUGCACUUGUUGAUUGAAAUCGAAUUCUAUAUCGUAUCGCGGUUUGAUUGGUUUGUAUAA